This is a messenger RNA of Morone saxatilis (striped sea-bass), 2281 nucleotides long. RefSeq names its product lysosomal protective protein. The coding region runs from base 136 to 1527 and encodes 463 amino acids. NCBI's taxonomy places the organism in Eukaryota, Metazoa, Chordata, Actinopteri, Moronidae. Gene Ontology annotation, molecular function: serine-type carboxypeptidase activity. Gene Ontology annotation, biological process: proteolysis. The transcript has 11 exons. The record is from RefSeq and is a predicted model, not a curated record.
AGUCAUAUGACCUUCCUGUUGGACUGGUUCACGCGGAGCUGCCAUUGAGGACGUAAAGGAAGUUCCUGCCACAAAGAAACCUGGUUUCUGUCUUAAACCGAUGACAGGGGUUGUGUAGACUUUCUUUACCCAGUGAUGUUUGCCGGUGUGUUGUUGCUGUGUUUGCUGGCCGUGUGUCAGCUCGGCUCGCGGGCUCAGUACGCUCCCGACGAGGUAACUAACCUGCCAGGUAUGAAGUUCAAACCCAACUACCGACAGUGGUCGGGGUACCUCCAGGCACGGCAGGGCAAGUUUCUCCAUUAUUGGUUUGUGACUUCUCAGAGGGACCCAGUCAAAGACCCUUUGGUGCUCUGGCUGAAUGGAGGCCCAGGCUGCAGCUCGCUGGAUGGAUUCCUGUCAGAGAAUGGACCAUUUCAUGUAAAUGAUAACGGAGCCUCACUGUAUGAAAACGCCUUUAGCUGGAAUAAGAUUGCCAAUGUGCUGUAUGUAGAGUCUCCUGCAGGAGUGGGAUUUUCCUACUCUGAUGACAAAAAGUAUGCCACAGACGAUGACCAGGUUGCUGAUGAUAAUUACAAAGCCCUGCAGAGUUUCUUUGCCAAGUUCCCAAACUUCACUCAAAAUGAGUUCUUCAUCUUUGGGGAAAGUUAUGGUGGAAUUUAUGCACCAACGCUCAGCCUGCGCGUGGCUACUGGAGCAGCCAAAAUCAACUUCAAGGGCUUUGCAGUGGGAAAUGGUCUCAGCAGCUUUGCUCUUAAUGACCAAAGUUUGAUCUACUUUGGUUACUACCACGGCCUCUUUGGAGAAGAUCUGUGGCGUGAUCUGAACAUAAAUUGCUGUGAAAAGGGGAGCUGUAACUUUUACAACUCCAGUUCAGACGCCUGCAAGACGCUGGUGAUUGUGGCCUUUGGUAUUGUGUAUAACAGCGGACUUAAUGAGUAUGCCCUGUACUUGGAUUGCGAGGGUGGCAGAAGAUCCCACAGAGGCUACGAGAGGACCAUGAUUCACCUGUUUAAAAAUUGUGGGAAACACAUGCACACCCUCAAGUUUUCAGAUGGAGCGCCUUCCUCCGUGUCUCUGGGUGAAGUUCCUCCCUGCAUCAACAGCACGGCUCAGAUGAACUGGCUGAACAGAGGAGACGUGAGGAAAGCUUUACACAUUCCAGCUACACUGCCACCCUGGGACCUCUGCAGUGAUGAUGUUGGAGAGCAGUACACCACCCUGUACUCGACAGUGAAGGACGUCUAUCUGAAGCUGAUCUCUCUGGGCCUGCGGGCACUCGUCUACAAUGGAGACACUGACAUGGCCUGCAACUUCCUGGGAGACCAGUGGUUUGUGGAAGACCUCGGACUGGAGGCAACCACUAAAUACCAGACCUGGAUUCACGAUGACCAGAUUGCUGGCUUCUACCAACAGUUUGGAAACAUCACCUUCCUGACAGUCAAGGGUGCAGGUCACAUGGUUCCUCAGUGGGCUCCAGGUCCAGCUUUCCACAUGUUCCAGUCUUUCAUAACAAAUGGCUACUACUGAGCCACAAUGGAGACUGCUGUGUCAUAUACCUGCACUUUUCACUUGUUAGAUGGUACAUAUUUCUCAGGGACGAUGAUUUUGGAGGGAAAACGACCGUUAGGGCACUUAUUUUUAUCAUUUGUAUUGUUCAUUGAGUAUCCGCAGUGUGAGUAUUUGGAGACGGACACGUUAUGAUGUUCUGGCUUUUCUCUGCAUCACAUGGUAUUUGAAAUGAAACACUUUAAGAGAAAAACUUCCAGAUUUGAGGAUGUUUACAUCGAUACUGGACUAAUAGUGUAGGAAAUAAAACCUUUUGUAGACAGUGUCAUUUUAAAGAACCAUAAUAAUCCAAUAAUUAAAUACAAACAAAUGUGAAUAAAAUAAUCAAUUCAACAUUUAUUAUGUCAGCUUCACUUCUCAUUUUGGGUUUUGUGCCUUCAGUCUUGUUUUCAGUAAGUGAAAGGUACCCUCAGUUCUGCUUAGCCUUAAAACCUUUCUGGUGGCCUUGUUUAAGAGUAUUGUCCUGAAACUAGGGAACUACUAAUGUAUGUAUAAAAGGUUACAAGUCCUUUACUGUUCACCUGAAAUAGAAGUGAAAACCCUGCUCAGAGUCGCUUUGAUUCAUUUCAUAUCUAAUGUGCUGAAUUAAAAACAAACUGUCCUUGUCCAGAUACUUAGACUGCACCUUAUCUGAUCAAAUGAAACGAUUUCCUGUGGCACUGAUGUAAACUUAAAUCUUGAUGUUUGUUGUUUUCAUUGACCAUUUUCAGAAAAA